GCCGAAGGGAGUGAUGGAAUGAUUUAAGUUUGAUUAAAGAAAGGGGUAGAAGAAAAAGAAAAGAAUGGCUUCUUCCAUAAUGGCAUUCCAAAGCUUCUGUUUUAUGCUCCCUUCAUAUCCUGUUUUGAGACGUCAUCGCAUCUCAAUCUCUUCAACUUCCCUCUGCCCAUGUUCAAACUCUCUCCAAGCUUCAUUCUCUCCACCAAAAACAAACUAUUAUCAUUUCAACCAUCUUUACAGAGUAAACUCAGAAGGGACUACAAGUGAGUCAAUUGAAGAUCCAAAAUUUGUUCCCUUGAAUGCUGAUGAUCCUGUAUAUGGUCCACCUGCUUUAUUACUGCUGGGAUUUGAAACAGAGGAAACUAUAAAGAUACAAAAUCUUCUACAAGUGUUGGAUGGUGAAUUUCUAAAGGUUAUUCAUUGUACAGAGGACAUGAUUGACUGCUCACUUUGGGAAGCAAUGCAUGCUCAGCAACCAGAUUUAGAAGUGGUGAAGAUUGCAAAAUCAUUGCCCAGGAUCUGCUUUUUGUCUGGUCUAACUGGGGAGGAAAUGAUGAUGUUCAUUGAUGCUUUUCCAGAAACUGGGCUGAAACCAGCUGUUUUUGCAGCUCUUGUUCCUAACAGUGCAAAUAAACCGCUGGGAGAGGUGAUGGAAGAGAUUAUGGGGGACCAUGAAAUGAUGUCUGCCAAACAACCAGGCCCACCAUAGAACCCAUCCCAGGGGAAGCUUUGAAGAAAUUUUGAUUCAUGGUUCCUCCACCGACUUUCAUACUUUGUGAAUAGGUCACCGAGAAAGGACUCAGCUAAGAAAAUCUAUUUUGUAAAA
This is a messenger RNA of Magnolia sinica, 826 nucleotides long. RefSeq lists its product as uncharacterized. The record is from RefSeq and is a predicted model, not a curated record. The transcript has 8 exons. The coding region runs from base 65 to 709 and encodes 214 amino acids. NCBI's taxonomy places the organism in Eukaryota, Viridiplantae, Streptophyta, Magnoliopsida, Magnoliales, Magnoliaceae.